AUGUUUUCUAUGACCCUCCAAUCAUUGAGGGAGUUCCUACGCCAUAUGCAGUUUUCGUACCUGGUAUAAUUGUUGGUGUUAAUUUUGUCAUUGAUUUAUUUGAAAUUCAGCAAGUGGUUUUAGACUCUCA
This is a messenger RNA of Funneliformis mosseae, 130 nucleotides long. The record is from the annotation of a GenBank genome assembly. Lineage: Eukaryota; Fungi; Glomeromycota; Glomeromycetes; Glomerales; Glomeraceae.